AUUCAUGAUGUCGUUCAGCCACGACUCGGUGAAACGUAAGAUAUUACAGUUUUUAAUGUCCCAUUGAUAGGAUAUACUUGCUCGUAGUACGUCUAUUUUAUUAUUGAUUGAUUGUACGUUGGCUAAUAGGACCGAUGGUAAAGGUAGAUUACCCUCUCGGUGACGGAUCCUUACAAGGAAGCCGGACCUUCGUCCUCGAUACCGGCGUCUCUUUCUCCUGCGAAUGACAGGGAUGAGGGCCUUGUCGGGCAUCUGAAGUAAAUCCUUCCCAUCCGACUCAUUGAAGAAAAAGUAUUCCUCCAGUACGGGGUUAGUAAUCGGUGCCCUGAUAUCUAGAAGCUUUUUUCGAUCAUAAGACACGGUGGCAGAAACAUUAUGUACAAAAUAAGUUACAAAUAACGCAAAAAAAACAUACACAAUAGCACAAUUUGGUUACAGGAUCGUAAAACGGCAGCCAUCUCCUUCGGCACCAAUCAGAAGCACUAGCCUUGAUAGUGGUCCACUUAAUACAGGUAUGUCAAUGUAAGCUCCAUCAGUCCGCACUGUAGUUCUACCAAUCUGUUUUACGGCCUCUGCAUAUGAUACAUCAUGACUGAUCCUAUAUCUCCGAGCAUCUCUAGCAUCCACCAAAUGCUGCAGGGUGUUCUCCCCCAAAAUUACAGCACUUAACCCUCAUAUUGCUUCCACAUUCACCGUAAUCAUGUUCCCCUCCGCACUUGGCACAUCGUUUCUUUCCUUUACACUGAGCAGCUGCAUGUCCCAUUCUUUAGCAUUUAAAACUACGCAGUGCAUAUGGGACAAAUUCUCUAACAGGAAUCCUAUCUGUACUUUUCCCGGUAAGACUUUCUCAAAUCUCAGCUUCACUGAUAAGCUUUCACUUCUUUGACCCUCUUUCCUACUGAUCAACCUUUUGGCCUCAAUCACUUUGCCUCCCUUUACAUUUUCUUUAAUAUCACCCAUGGACACAUAUAUAUUGGGACCCCAGUGAUCAUUCUCUUCAAUCUAGCAUAAAUACCAGGGACACAGCUUUUAAUCUUCUUGCCAUUAAGCUUUUCCUUUUUCAGAAUCUUCUCUUGCUGAACCUGGCUACAACACAAUUUUAACAAUCUACUAUUUCUGAUGAACCAAGCUAAUUUCACUUCACUUACCUCCUUCUCUAUGGCAUUAGUUAGUCAGAUAGGGUGUAAGUGAGGCCCUGUGGUCUCAAACACUAUCACCACUAUCCACUCCAACACAUAAUUACUCUUGCUUCCUACCUUGACCCUCUUCAUGCUUUCUUUACUAGACACUCCACUGCUUUCUGUAUCAUGAUCUCUCUUCUUCCUAUGUCUUUCCAUUAUCGGCAAUUCUGGUCCUUGACCCUCAUCCGCCAUACCAUCAGAACUGACACCUAUAUUGUUCUCAUUCCAGCACAGCUGUUGCUUCACCAACUUACAGUAGUGAUUGCAUACAUUUCAUGCAUUUUUGUACUGGCCCCCCGUGGGAAUCGAACCCACAACCCUGGCGUUGCACACACCAUGCUGGCGUUGCAAACACCAUACUCUACCAACUGAGCCACAGGAAGCCCGACCUCCAAGACUCUCACACGCCCCUUCUCGCCAUUCGCCAUCUUGACCGAUCCAUAGACUAUCCGUCCACCCAGCAAGGACCCCAACUCAACCAUCUGCUGGACACAGGGAAACACCAGACAUUUAUUCACAACCCCCCGCCCCUCACUAACCUGCAGCACCUGGAACUAAUCACAAUUUAGUUUCUAGUAAUCUCUCCUCCUUCAGUCUUCUUCUUCUUUGGACUUUAUAUGGCAGUUGGCAACUGUCUUUAAGGUGCAUUACCACCACCAACUUUACUGGAGUGUGGACCUCAGUUCAUCUUUCAAUCACCCACGUGGGUAUAUGCUCCUAAAAACCAAUGAGGAGAUGGGAGAGGCGGGACUUGCAGCGCAUCAAGCGUCACAAAUAGAACCAAGUUUAGCACCUGGCUACCAGACGUUCGUUGACGCGCGCGAGCAGUGUGGGUGCAGAUUGAAUAACAUGCAUGUGUACAUUUAUUUUGCAACGCUCACGCACCAGAUGCAGGCGGUGUGGUCAGCAUACCAAACAUUGUCCUUCAGGUCAAGACAUUACUAGGUUUUACAUACAUCUUUCAUAACAAACCACAUAAAAAAUCAGGCCAUGCAUUCCUGCAGGACAUACACAUGUAUGAUGGUUGUGUUAAAGUUGUUUUAUUAUAAUCAACAAUAAAGUAGUAGCCAGUGAAAUGACUCAGUUGUUUUUUGUAUUUCUUAUUGAAAUAAAUGUCAUUGUCAAGCUAUAUGUGUAUGAUGCCUUUCAACACCAGUGCACCAUCCCACGUGACUGUGGGUAUUUUGAAAAGCAUGAUUCAGUUUCAAUUCCUUUAUUUUGGUGUCCUAUCCAGAAACCAAAGUAAAAAAGCAAAGUAAAAAAGGGCCAUAUCCCAUAUUUAUCAGAAUUGCAGCACUGCUAUUGUAGCUGCUCUCUGUCUCUGGGAAAAUGAGUCUUGUUUUUGCACUUGUAUUGUCGUUAUCUUGACCUCUUAUUUACCGUUUCUUCAGAUAGCAGAAUUUUUAUUAGCUUUACCCUUUUACAGCCUAGCUGGUGUGAGGUGUGUACGAGUACCGUAAAUUCCGGACUAUAAGCCGCAACUUUUUUCCCAGCUUUGAACCUCGCGGCUUAAACAAUGACUCGGCUAAUAUAUGGAUUUUUCCCGCUUUCAAUAAAUGAAAAAAAAAAAACACAUUCUGUAACGUGCUCAGUUUUUUGGAGGCAUGAAGCUUUCAUUAGACCAAUGAAAUUGCCGAACGGGUUAAGGUCAAACAACUUUUUUGUUUACUGUUUAGAUUAAAUCGAGCACUCUCAAACUUCCCAUCAGUCAUUUUGUCACCAUCAUCAUGGCAAAGACACGAAGAAAUGCAUAUGAUGCAGCUUUCAAGUUGAAGGCGAUUGAUCUGGCUGUUGGAAAAGGAAAUAGAGCUGCUGCACGGGAGCUUGGUCUUAAUGAGUCGAUGAUAAGACGUUGGAAACAGCAGCGUGAGGAAUUGACUCAGUGCAAAAAGACAACUAAAGCUUACUGCUAAUUUAAUUUUUUUUGUUACAAGCUGUGUUUCGUUAAAGCCUAUUUAUUUUUGUUACAAGCCGUGUUUCGUUAAAGCCUGUGUAAAGUUAAUUUGUUUCAAUGUACCGGUAGGCACCUGCGGUUUAUAGACAUUUAUUUAUGACACGUCUUAUUUAUGUUCAAAAUAAUAUAUUUUUUCAAAUUCAGUGGGUGCAGCUUAUAUUCAGGUGCGCUUAAUAGUCCGGAAAUUACGAUAAGUUAUAUUGUGGUCUGCGAUCCAACGUUGGACUUUGGUUUGAUCUUCACCUAUAACAAGAUAAAUUAGAGGACUAACCUUCAUAAUCCUGCAGGUUUUGACUGGUUUCACAUUAUUAAUUUAACCGUCUUGUGUACUUGUGAGUUCUAAAACUACAACACCAGAUAUUUCUAUUCUAUGUCCGCUGGCUUUGUCUGUACCGGCAACCGUGGAGUAUCCUGUGGGUGUCCCUCCUCUCUGGAUGGGGAAGAGAACUCGGAUGAGGGAAUCAACAGGGCCCCGGUCCCCUGGGCCAACAACUCCAACAAGAGACACCAGGACAAUACGGGCGAAGAUGGUGCUGUUGGGAAGCUCUGGGGUGGGGAAGUCCAGUCUGGCAUUACGUUUCAGCAAGGAUGAGUUUAAAGGCACUUUACCCACCGUAGGCUGUGCCUACUUCACCCAGGUGGUGUGUCUGAGUGAUGUCACAUUUCACUUUGAGAUCUGGGACACGGCGGGACAGGAGAAGUACCACAGUGUUACCCCGCUGUACUACAGAGGAGCCCAUGCAGCACUGGUGGUGUACGAUAUCAGCAAACGAGAGAGCUUCAUAAGGGCCCAGAUGUGGCUUCGGGAGUUGGAGAAGCACUAUAUUCCGGCUUCCACCGUGAUGGUACUAGUAGGAAACAAGGGGGAUCUUUCAGAGCUGUGCCAGGUGACAUUACAGGAAGGGCAUAGUCUUGCCGUUGACCGAGGCUUGCUUUUUAUGGAGACCUCGGCCAAGUCAGGGAAUCAAGUCAGUGAACUGAUGCUGGCUAUUGAUAGACCACUAGAGGGCAGCAGAUAGACAAGCAAGGCAUCCCUGGUUAUCGAGGGGGCUCAAGGAAGAGGGAUACGGCUAUUUUAAUGGAGUGGAGAGAGCCAGGCAUGGAGGAGGAAAGGCGUGGGGCAUCACCCUAGUCAAAGUGUGUCAGCCCUUCCAUCCUUUUGUCAACACUAUGUGGGAAUGGAGCCUCCAAACAACCCUCAUAGGGUAGUCAUUUCUAACAGACUGUGGAAUCACUCUGGAUAGACUCUCAGACGUCGAUAACACCGCAGGGGCUGAGAGUGUCCCAGUUAACUGGGGUAUCUUGCAAUGCGUCCGGGGCAUAUAAGCAUAGUGUUUUUCCAUAACACGGCUCUGUACACCUGGUUUCAAGGGGACAAAGAGUGAUAUAUUUCUGGAGGCAGAGUGGUGUAAGAGAGACCUAAGACGACGACAUAGCAUGGCAGCAACACAUCAUGACAACAUGGUAGCAACACAUCUUGGCAGCAGCACAAAACAGGGUACAAAUGUUGUUUGGUGUACUAUAUGAGAGAAGCAAGCUGGCCUGUAGUAGCUGGCUUUUCAGCACCCUCGAGCCACCAGCGCAAGGGCGAGAGGGCAUGAGUGCCUGGCUAGGUUCGCCCCGAAGCGGGGCAGCAGUGACCAUAAGUCAUUGAACCGGAGACUCAGGAUGGGCUGCGGUCAAGCCACCGUUACCCUUCUUAAUUCGUAGAAAAGGGCCUGCUAACCAAGUAAUGUUUGCUGCGAAUUAGCCUUGACAGGAGUGCGAUAGUUCAUUAGAUGCCUCACGGCUAAUGGUUAGCUGAAGUGAGCACUGUGUAUGAACACUAUUAGCCAAGAGGCUAGUGUAGGCAGAAUAUAUAAACCUGCACACUGCUCCGCAACAGUCAGCAAGGUAGUUUGGGGAAAAUAUAUGUUGUCUUUCAUUCCAUUAUAUGCCAAUUCUUACUAUAAAAUAUAACAUGUGUGAUAAAGGCACGGGAUUAUAGGCAUCUUCUCUAAAUAAACAAAUAAAAUAGGGCCUAGUCUACAAUACAGCACAGUAAAGCAGAACAGUUAUACAUUUGUGUUUCAUCACAGUUAAAACCGGAGAGCAAUAUCUAUCCGGUAAAGUCCACAAAGCAUAUAUAUACAGUACCAGUCAAAAGUUUGUACACACCUACACAAGGGUUUUUCUUUAUUUAUUUUUAUUUAAAAAAAAAUAUAUUCUACAUUGAAGAAGAGUGAAAACAUCAAAACUAUGAAAUAACACAUGGAAUCAUGUAGUAACCAAAACAAUUGUUAAACAAAUAUAUGUUAUAUUUGAGAUUCUUCAAAGUAGCCACCCUUUGCCUUGAUGACAGCUUUGCACACUUGGCAUUCUCUCAACCAGCUUCAUGAGGUAGUCACCUGGAAAGCAUUUCAAUUAACAAGUGUGCCUUGUUAAAAGUGAAUUUGUGGAAUUUCUUUCCUUAAUAAGUUUGAGCAAAUCAUUUGUGUUGUGACAAGGCAGGGGUGGUAUACAGAAGAUAGCUCUAUUUGGUAAAAUACCAAGUCCCCAUUAAGGCAAGAACAGCUCAAAUAAGCAAAGAGAAAUGACAGUCCAUCAUUACUCUCAGACAUGAAGGUGAGACCUGAAAAGAGACCUGAAAAUAGCUGUGCAGCCAACCUGACAGAGCUUGAGAGGAUACGCAGAGAAGAAUAGGAGUAACUCCCCAAAAUACAGGUGUGCCAAGCUUGUAGCAUCAUACCCAAGAAGACUCGAUGCGGUAAUCGCUGCCAAAGGUGUUUCAACAAAGUACUGAGUAAAGGGUCUGAAGACUUAUGUCAAUGUGAUAUUUCAGUUUUUUUAUUUGUAAUACAUUUAUAAAAACUUAUUUUUGCUUUGUCAUUAUUUGGAAAAAGUCAAGGGGUCUGAAUACUUUCCAAAUGCACUGUAUUUGUGUGUUGGAGUGUCAGUGUAGAAUGUGUGAGUGUGUGAUAAAUGACAGUCAGGAUCUGCCUCUGCCUCUUUAUCAUUGAGUGUCAGAUUUGUAAAGCGUUGGGACGCUUGGUAACAUGUCCUUUUCUUUUGCCUCAAAGCUGAUCAAACUGGUCCCGGAGCCCAGCCACAAAAUCUCUCAAGGAGGCCACCAAAUGUACAGCGUUAAACAGUUCCAAUUUUGGACUGCCUGAAAUGUUGUGCUUGUAUUCUGAAAACGUUGGAGUAUCGUGUUCCACAAGUUACAGAAAAAGCUAUCUCAAGUUUAUCCAUUCGGGUAUAGAGCAUUAGAGCCUCAUUACGUGUGGCCAGAGUUAGAUUUUCGUCCUCAGAUACUUCUAGAAAAGACUGAAUAACAUUGGCAUAAUUGAGGCAUAUUGCAUUUGUGGCUUGUGCAUGGGCAGACCACCUUGUACCGGAAAGAGAUUUGAGGGUUUCAAUUCAACUGUUUACAUUUGGUUGUAAACCUUAUGUUAUCUGCUAUUGCCAAGUGGAUUUGGAGCAAAGUGAUUCUCCUGUGUGACUUGUUAUAGUAAGGAACUUUAGGAAACGCUCCUCAACUUUACCAUCAGGCGAGACAUAUCUCACGAUAAAAGUCAGCUGAUCUACGUGGGUAACAUCUGGGGUGGAAUCAACACUGAUAGAAAAAUAUUUUUAUAUUUUAAGUUCCAAUAUUAUUUCUAGGAGUACCCUCUCUCCCAUUAACUGCAAAUGGUAGAUAAGACGGGUUGCCUCUUCCUGCAUUUCCAUAUCUUGCAGCGUGUUCAUGUAGAAAUGUCAACUUCAAGUAUAUCCAAAUAAUUGUAAUUUGAGAUGGAACCAAAUAUUUUGUUGUCCAAUACUGGCAGCUGGUCUCAAAUGGAUAUUUUAGCCCCGAGUCAAUUAGUCCUUUUUCUGCAGUCCUUGAGAUCCAUGUCAGCAUACAUUUGCGAUGGGCCUCUGAUCCGUCAUCAAAUCAAAUCAAAUGUAUUUAUAUAGCCUUUCUUACAUCAGCUGAUAUCG
Messenger RNA from Salmo salar (Atlantic salmon), 7095 nucleotides. RefSeq names its product ras-related protein Rab-17. The record is from RefSeq and is a predicted model, not a curated record. NCBI's taxonomy places the organism in Eukaryota, Metazoa, Chordata, Actinopteri, Salmoniformes, Salmonidae. Gene Ontology annotation, molecular function: GTP binding; GTPase activity.